This is a messenger RNA of Musa acuminata subsp. malaccensis (wild Malaysian banana), 4160 nucleotides long. RefSeq names its product type I inositol polyphosphate 5-phosphatase 13. Gene Ontology annotation, molecular function: protein binding; phosphatidylinositol-4,5-bisphosphate 5-phosphatase activity. The record is from RefSeq and is a predicted model, not a curated record. Gene Ontology annotation, biological process: phosphatidylinositol dephosphorylation. Lineage: Eukaryota; Viridiplantae; Streptophyta; Magnoliopsida; Zingiberales; Musaceae.
UCUCUCUUCUUCGUGGCCUCCCAUGUGCCUCUCCUCCGUCUCCUUUCCACCCAUUCCUACCGAAGGAGAAGAAGACAGUCAAGUGGCGCACUAAUAACAACCAACAAUCGAUGAUCCGAUGAUCAUAUAGAUCGCAGCAAUCGUGAUCUUGGUCUUUGUUUCCUUUCUUCUUCUCUGUUCUUGAUUGAUGGACGAGAGGAAGAAGGAGGAGGAGAAGGAGGCGGAGGCUGAGGCCGCGGGCCGGAGCAACGCGCCGCAGCGGAAGGGCAAAUCCUACAGUCAGCCCCUCAGCCGCGACGCCGUCCUCAGCACUUCUGCCCGCCGCAAGCACAGCCUCGACGACGACACCCUUUCCUCUCCCUCCGAUAACGCCGCCGCCGCCGCCCCCCGCGCCCUCUCCUGCGGCCACUACAACUCCUCCUCUCCUCCUUCCCACCAUCACCGCCACAAGCACUCUUCCUCCGUCGAGGAAAUCCGGUUCCCCCUCUCCCAGCAGCUGCCCCCUUCCGUCCCCUCCCCACCCCACCACCACCACCAGCAUGCCCCCACCGCCCCUGUCUCCUUCGGCAAUCCCUUCUCCAUCGACUGCCACCGGGGUGGCUCCUCCCUCUCCGACAGCGAUGGCUCCCUCACCCUCGAGCGCGUCAUGUCCGAGUACGGCGGCACCCCCGGCACUAUCCCCGAGUUCAUGGGCAACGGCGGGGGCGUCGGCAUCUUCCGCGUGCCCCACCGCUCCGCCAUUCACCCCGACCGGCCCCCCGCCAUCGAGGUGCGCCCGCACCCGCUGCGCGAAACCCAGGCUGGUUCCUUCCUCCGCACCAUCGCCUGCACUACCUCUCAGCUCUGGGCGGGCCAGGAGUCGGGCCUUCGAGUGUGGAACCGCAAGGACGCGUUUGACAGUUUGGGGCCCAGCGUCACGGUGAAGAGGGGCGACGAGAAGAGUGCCCCUUUCAGUGAGUCUUGCCGCACCUCGCCGACGCUCUGCUUGGUGGUGGACGUUGCCAAUGGCUUGAUCUGGAGCGGACACAAGGAUGGGAAGAUUCGGUCAUGGAAGAUGGACCAGCCGACCAGCGCAAAUUCUUCUCUGGAUGACGGUGGUGUUGCUUCUGCUAUUGGUGGUGCCCCUCCAUUUAGAGAAGGCCUUUCCUGGCCGGCACAUCAACGAUCUCCUGUGCUAUCCAUGGUUAUCACAUCUUAUGGUGAAAUAUGGUCAGGUUCUGAGGGCGGAGUCAUAAGGGCCUGGCCUUGGGAUGCCAUUGGAAAGGCCCUUUCUCUUUCUGUGGAAGAAAGACAUAUGGCUGCUUUGCUAGUUGAGAGGUCAUAUAUUGAUCUUAGAAGCCAAGUCACGGUGGGUGGUGUGUGCAACUUGCCUGCUGUAGAUGUGAAACAUAUGGCAUCUGAUAAUUGCAAGUCCAAAGUAUGGAGUGCCGGUAGUCUAACCUUUGCAUUAUGGGAUUCUCGUACAAGGGAUCUUUUGAAAGUGUUUGGUAUUGAUGGCCAGGUAGUGACUCGGGUUGAGCUACCAUCUGCACAAGAUCCAUACGUUGAGGAUGAAAUGAAGAUAAAAUUUGUUUCAUCAUCAAAGAAGGAAAAGUCACAAGGUUCAGUUAGUUUUUUUCAGCGUUCUCGGAAUGCCCUGAUGGGAGCAGCUGAUGCUGUUCGCAGAGCUGCAGUAAAGGGAACAUUCGGAGAAGAUAAUCGCAGAACAGAAGCCCUAGCUAUAUCGAUGGAUGGUAUAAUCUGGACUGGGUGCACAAAUGGAUCGGUAAUCCUGUGGGAUGGAAGUGGGAAUAGAUUGCAAGAAGUUCAGCAUCAUUCUUCUUCUGUACAAUCCAUUUGCACAUAUGGGCCACGGGUAUGGGUAGGCUAUGUUAGCGGCAAAGUUCAGGUUAUGGAUCUGGAUGGAAAUCUGAUUGGAGAGUGGGUUGCACAUGGUAGUCCUGUUAUAAAAAUGGUAGUCGGAGGUGCGUAUCUGUUCACACUGGCACAUCAUGGUGGCAUACGUGGGUGGAAUAUAAGAUCUCCUGGACCUAUUGAUGAUUUGUUGAGAACAGAGUUUGCUAAUAGGGAGCAGUCUUAUGCAAAAUAUGAAAACAUUAAGAUCUUGACUGGAACAUGGAAUGUUGGACAAGAAAGAGCAUCUCAUGAUUCACUCAUAAUCUGGUUGGGUGGUGCUGCAUCAGAGGUUGGAUUAGUUGUUGUAGGAUUGCAAGAGGUAGAAAUGGGGGCUGGAUUCCUGGCAAUGGCUGCUGCUAAAGAAACUGUAGGACUUGAGGGGAGUGCCAAUGGGCAAUGGUGGUUGGGUACCAUUGGCAAGACCUUAGACGAAGGAACAUCUUUCCAACGUGUUGGUUCCAGGCAGUUGGCAGGGUUACUAAUUGCUGCAUGGGCCAGGAAGAGCCUUCGACCAUAUAUUGGUGAUGUUGAUGCUGCAGCGGUGCCAUGUGGGUUUGGGCGUGCAAUCGGUAACAAGGGUGCUGUAGGUUUGAGGAUGAGAGUCUAUGAUCGGAUAAUAUGUUUUGUGAACUGUCAUUUUGCUGCACAUCUGGAAGCAGUUAGCAGGCGGAAUGCUGACUUUGAUCAUGUUUAUCGAACAAUGGCUUUCAGCCGGCCAACCACAGGACUUCAUGGAGCCGCAGCUGGUCCUACGUCUGUUCAGUUGAACCGUGGGGUAAAUGUUACAGGAUCUCAACCUGAUGAUGGGAGACCUGAGCUGUCCGAAGCUGACAUGGUCGUUUUUCUUGGUGAUUUUAAUUAUCGGCUUCAUAGUAUCACUUACGAUGAAGCCAGGGACAUGGUUUCUCAGAGAUGCUUUGAUUGGCUAAGAGAAAAGGAUCAGCUCCGAGCAGAAAUGAAAGCAGGUAAAGUCUUCCAAGGAAUGCGUGAAGGGCAAAUUAAAUUUCCUCCAACGUACAAGUUCGAAAGGCACCAACCGGGCUUAUCAGGAUAUGAUUCCAGUGAAAAGAAGCGAAUUCCUGCUUGGUGUGACAGAGUAUUGUAUCGUGAUAGCCGUUCAAUUUCGGUGGCCGAAUGCUCAUUAGAGUGCCCUGUGGUUUCAUCAAUCACACUGUAUGAAGCAUGUAUGGAUGUUACUGAUAGUGAUCACAAGCCUGUGAGAUGCAUAUUCUCUGUGGAAAUUGCACAUGCAGAUGAAUUGAUAAGGAGGGAAGUAUGGGGACAAAUAACAAUGUCUCUUGGGAAAAUAAGGUCCUCUCUUGAAGAAUCUCGUGCUAUUCCAGACUUUAGUGUCGGCACAAAUGACAUCAUCCUGAAAAACCAAGAGAUUGGCACCCUUCGCAUCACAAACAAGUCUGAGAAGUACAAAGCUAUCUUCCAAAUUAUUUGCGAAGGCGAGUACAUCGUUCAGGGGGAUGAAAAUUCACCUAAGCUAUGUGCUAGAUGCUCCUUUGGCUUUCCUAACUGGCUUGAGGUUCAACCAGCAGUCGGCAUACUCAAACCUGGACAAACAAUAGACGUUUCUGUCCAUCAUGAAGAUGUCCUCACCCAGGAACAAUCUGUUGAUGGAGUCCCACAGAAUUGGUGGACUGAAAAUACCAGGGACAAAGAAGUGGAACUAUCAGUGAAUAUCACAGGCACUGGUACAACCAGGCACAAUAGUCACAGGGUCCAUGUUCGUCACUCUUUCUCAUUCAGGUCUGACUCUGGUGAUAGAAGAGGUACUUCGAGAAGAAGUCAACCAAGCAAUCAACAAAGAUCUGAUGUCAAAGACUAGCAGUUACCCAGAGGAGUUAUGAGAUGUCCAUGAGAUUGCACAUGAAAGAUAAGAUGAACGUUGCCUACCUAUCGGAAAAUAACGUUAUGGUCAAGAAAACAAAUUUUGCUUCUUUCGGUACAUCCUCCACCUGCACAGCUCAAAAUACAUGUUCCUCGGAGAGAAAGCCCAAAUCAGUUCUUUCCGGCAAUUCCACGGUCUUACAAAUGUACUUAAAUUAGAGGAUUUUUCUUUUUCAUGUGGGUCUUGUAGACAUAGCAUUAUGCAUCUAAAGUUACAUUCACCUAGAUUUGUGAAUUAGGUCGACACGGCAUAGUUUCGUAGCCCUUUGUCAUGCUAAUUAGCUGAGUGUACCAUUGUUUGAGUUGUUCACCUGUAAGAACAUGGUGUUCUGUGGACAUGUGAAUGGUACCAUGGUUUCCUGCAA